Molecule: messenger RNA, 572 nt
Organism: Meloidogyne enterolobii
Lineage: Eukaryota; Metazoa; Nematoda; Chromadorea; Rhabditida; Meloidogynidae
Source: the annotation of a GenBank genome assembly
UGAAGCAUUUUGAAUCACGAAGUUGAAGAUGGAGUGCAAGGCUUUUCAUUUGAAGAUGUAUUUGAAUAGGCGCAUAGACGUAUGUUGCUGAAAUUGAUGGUCCGUUGUUUUCCAGCCAUACUUUUGCUCUGGUGAUUGGUAGUCGUGUUUCUGGAUUCUCCAUCAUUGCAUCGAGGUCCACAUCUCGGCAGUUGCAUUCCACGGUUCCGUCGUUGUGGUUUGGGAAGCAUUCUUUGCAGGCUUCUUGGUCGAGUGAACAGUUUAAUGAUCGAGCUGCUUCUUCUGUCGCACAGUGUAGAUCAACAGGUAGUCGACUGACGAUUGAGACGGUUUGUCCAUUAGUGACGAAUGUUGAUCCAAGUACUGGCAUAGGCGGAAGAGAGAUUGCCAAGGGUGUGAUGGUGAUGUUCCCCCAUGAUGAUGUGAUGCCGGGAUGUAAAAUGAUAGAUUUGGUUCGUCGUUUGCCACCAUUGGUUUCUAGUUUUAGUUCGACGUCUAUUUGUGGGCUCCAACUUGGGCAGGUGAAGACUUCGAAGACGUUUGAACUGGUUGGUCGAGCAAAAUAUCGGUAG